Messenger RNA from Sporothrix schenckii 1099-18, 741 nucleotides. RefSeq names its product CTLH domain-containing protein. Gene Ontology annotation, molecular function: protein binding. The record is from RefSeq and is a predicted model, not a curated record. Gene Ontology annotation, cellular component: cytoplasm; nucleus. The transcript has 4 exons. NCBI's taxonomy places the organism in Eukaryota, Fungi, Ascomycota, Sordariomycetes, Ophiostomatales, Ophiostomataceae. Bases 1 to 741 code for a protein of 246 amino acids. Gene Ontology annotation, biological process: proteasome-mediated ubiquitin-dependent protein catabolic process.
AUGGCGUCCACAUCAUCGACAGCUACACCAGCGAAGAUGAGCUUCCAGAGCCGGGUCAACGCGGUGAAGACUCCUAAGAGUGACAUCAAUGCGUUGAUUCUGGACUACCUCACCAUGGAGGGCUACCCUCAAGCCGCUGCAAACUUUUCCAAAGAGGCGAACUUACCACCGCAGCAGGACAAGUCAUUUGUCCACGCGAGGCAGCAGAUCCGGAGUGCCAUCCAUAAUGGCAAGAUCGAUGAGGCAAUCACCCUUCUCAACCACUUCAACCCAGAGAUUCUGGAUCAAGAUCCGCCCCUUCACUUUGCUUUGCUGCGUCUGCAGUUGGUCGAGCGCAUUCGUCAGGCGAAUAGCAGCGGCAACGACUUCGCGCCGGUCGUGAAGUUUGCCCAGGACCAGCUCGCGCCUCGUGCGUCCACGAAGAAGGAAUUCCUCGAGGACCUUGAGGAGACCAUGGUCAUGCUCUUCUUCACCCCAGACAAGAUGCCGGCGGCACAGCAGAGGCUGUUGUCGCCUGAUCUGCGUGAGGAGGUUGCCGACAAAGUCAACAAGGCCAUCCUAUUCCACCACAGCAAACGCCGUGAAGCCGCCAUCCGCCAAAUCGUCAGGAUGCGCGCUUGGGCUGAGAACGUGGCCCGUGAGAAAAAGCUGGAUGUGCCUGAUAUCAUUGAUCUUGGUCUCAACGCUACUGCGGACAACCGGUUCCACGACCACGAACACGAGGCUAUGAUCACCACGUAG